Sphaeramia orbicularis (orbiculate cardinalfish) is the source of this 2617-nucleotide messenger RNA. RefSeq names its product zDHHC palmitoyltransferase 12b (gene zdhhc12b). Gene Ontology annotation, cellular component: Golgi apparatus; endoplasmic reticulum. NCBI's taxonomy places the organism in Eukaryota, Metazoa, Chordata, Actinopteri, Kurtiformes, Apogonidae. Gene Ontology annotation, biological process: protein targeting to membrane; peptidyl-L-cysteine S-palmitoylation. The transcript is spliced from 5 exons. Gene Ontology annotation, molecular function: protein-cysteine S-palmitoyltransferase activity. The record is from RefSeq and is a predicted model, not a curated record. The coding region runs from base 440 to 1255 and encodes 271 amino acids.
GCUAGCCAAUCACAUCCGAGACUAAGGGGACGACAACAAAACAUAAAUGUAUUAAACCGAAGCGGACGGUUUGUAUCGCCUUAAACCUGCGGAUUUACUGCCACUACACUCGUAACAUAAAAUAUUUAAUAUUUUUACCCCUAGAUUAAAUUUCAUGUUUUAGUUUUUAAUGUUUAUUUAGGCGAGGAAAUAACAUUAACGCCGCGGGCUAACGCACCCGAUUUAUAAUAACCGUUAAUCUUGACGGCACGAGACUCGGCGCCUUUUUGACAAAAAACAUAAUUUCGAUGGCCUCAGUGAUCUGACUGUAUAUACACCCUGUGAGUGUCUGGAUAUCAUUGUACAUUACCCGUGGCUAAGUCCACACUGACCGUCCCGCACUCGUCCUGUCGGUCAGUCCCUCUGAACAUUGCGAUGGAUGCUCUAACAUGCUAGGACCAUGUUCAAGAAUGUGUUUGGCUCAGGGUUCCUGGUACGAACAGCUCAUGUGAUUCUGACAUGGGUCGUUACACUCAUACUCUUCUUACAUGAUACAGAGUUGAGGAAGCAGGAGGAGACAGGCCAGCUCCUGCAGCCCGUGCUCUUCGUCCUCCUGGUGCUGGUAUCAGUGCUGCUGUAUUUUGCUGUUUCUCUGAUGGAUCCUGGCUUUAUCUUGUCUGAUGACAGUGAUCUGCAGUUCACGCUGGGAGUGACAGAGGAGCAGCAGGACAUGAUCCCACCCACUACAAAGUCCCUGCGCCAGCGACGCUGUGGCCACUGUCUACUUCAGCAGCAGCCAAUGAGAUCAAAGCACUGCCAGACAUGUCAGCACUGUGUUCGGCGUUACGACCAUCACUGCCCCUGGAUUGAGAACUGUGUUGGUGAGAGGAAUCAUCGCUGGUUUGUGCUUUACCUGGCCGUCCAGCUGUUGGUGCUGCUGUGGGGGCUGCACAUUGCCUGGACGGGUUUCAGUUAUGUGCCCACCUGGCAGCUGUGGCUACGUACCAAUGGCGUGCUUCUGACCGUCGCCGUGCUGGUAGCUCUGCUGUCACUCAUCGUACUGCUCCUGCUCGGUUCUCACCUCUACCUGGUUUCCCUCAACACCACCACCUGGGAGUUUAUGUCACGCCACCGAAUCUCCUACCUCAAACACUGUGGUGCUGAUGAAAACCCGUUUGACCGUGGCACCUUCCACAACCUGUGGGGGUUCUUCUGCGUCUGGGGCACGGUGGUAUGGGAACAGGUGUAUUUCAGAGAAGGCAGUGACCAAGUUUAACAGCACAUGACCAGGACUAGCAGGCUGAAUUUCACACAUGAACAGCUUCCAGGAUGUUAUCUGGAUCAAGGCACUUGAAUACAAAGCUGGGGAUUAGCUCUCCUUGUGUGCAGUUUACCUUUAUAUGUAGGCACUGGUGGUAUGUGCCAUAAUUCUGCAACAUUAUCCUCAUCAAACAUCUCUCCUUUCAGUGGGUCAGUACUGCAGUGGAUUGCUUGCUUUUGUCGUUGCUCUGUUGUUGCCUUCCACGCUUGUUAUUUCCACUCUACAGUUUUGGCUGUGAAAAACUAUACAUUGUCCUUUAGGAGGACCUGCACAUCAUUCUGUCCUUUGCUCUAUGUGGACAUCUGCUCAUAUGUUCUGCAACUACUUCUCUUAUGACCAGCAGUUGUUUACAAUAAUCUACAUUGUCUAUAGACACUUCACAGGCUGUGGUGCAAGUCAGCCUGUGUUUGUUUGUGCCCCUAAAUACUAUUUGACCUCAUUCCUGCUCUGUCCUCUGAAUCAUUUAUGUGUUUGAAACACUCAUCUAGUACCCUGGUUUGACCAUGACAGUAAACCUGACUGAUGGGACUGUUAAUCUCUUUAGAAGUUUACAUUUCUUACAUGUUAGAUAUUACAUAAAAAUCAACUAUUAGUUUUAGAUGCAUGUGUAGACAAUCCAGAUCUAUGAUGGAUAUGUUUCCUCUGUUUACAUGCUCAAGUAAAAUUCUAACAACUUGGAUAAAUAUUCAAAUUUUGUCAUUUAGUGUAAAAUUAUUGUUUUUGUGUGACAAUUGCUGUAAUGCUGAGUCUUCUGCACAGGUUUUACAGGGUCCAAUCACUUCCACGGCCUUAAAAAAAAGCUGUGAGAAAUUACAUUAAUUUGAAAACAUGAGCUGAAUUUAAUUGGAAUUUGAUGUGAAUAAAUUAUACUGUGUUAUGGUCAUUUACUCCAACCAUCAUCAACAGGAUGCUUUGACUUUUAAUGGACAGCAUUUCAAACUAUUUUGUAUUGUAUAUACUUUUUAAAGUCUUUUAAAACAGCUUGAGAUUUUUGUAUGAUGUUUGAACAAAGAAUACUGUGGAGCAGUAACUGUGAAUAGAAGUCUAGAUCUUUGAAUGCAAUACAUCAUUUGGUAUUCCCAUUUCCGCUUCUCCUUGUGCAAUAGUAACCCUGUAAGAGAGCAAUAAAUGUGUUGUCGAAUCUACUGUACAACAGCAGUGUUGAAAAACAAACUUCCUUAUGUUUGUUAGUGAGUUUGUAUGAAUUAACAUUUAAUUCAUAACAUGUACUUUGGAAGUUAUAUGCAAUAUUGUCAUGCAAUGUUUUUUACUACUUUGAACAUACUGUAUACCAUCAAUAAAUCCAUGUUUCAGGAA